GAGACUACUAAUGCAGUGCGCCUAAAGGAGCUGCGGUCCAGGGAAUGCCUUAUCGACCACGUCCACACCUCACAAUGAUUCAGACAGAAACGGAGGCUGCAAACUUUUGAGCGGAGGUUGUGUGUGUCUCCUUUGAUUCAUGUGGAGAGACGCUGAAACGUAAGAGUUCCACUAAUUAAUAGGAAACAAAACGCACGGACGCCAAGUCGAAAUAGAGGAAGCGCGUGGAGCGAGUCACAGCAGCCUGCUAGAGGCUUUUAAACCUAAACCACAUCAUUCCCUUCUAUACAGCGUGUACUAUUUGUCUGGGCUCUGUACUGGAAAAAAAGACGUUAUCAUAAUCUUCCAUUCCUCGGCUUUGCUGUGAAGCAUCCGCGAACCCCGCAGUCUGCGCGAGAUGGUUCAGUCCGCCUGCGCGAGUUCGCUCCCGACGCGUAGGGAUUUUUCUCAGCACCGACGCGAAGCGAAUCUUCCCGUGAAAACCGUGUGAUAAUAGUGAUCCGCCGCCGAAACGCACAAAAAAACAACAACAACCCAGCAAACAAACCCGCAAAUCCCUGCCAUGGGCGCCACUUUGAAAGUGGAUGGAGCGGGACUUGUACGGACUGCCUUUGAAUAUGCAGGGAAAUCGGGGAGAAUAAGGGUUUUCGCGCUAAUGAAGGCGGGAGUACCCUCGCAGCCCUGGAACCGGCUUCUGCUCUUGUACAUUAUGCUGCUCACCGCCUCGGUUCACGGCAACGCUCAAAACUGCAGUUAUACAUUAUAUAGUCCAAAUGGGACGAUAGAAAGCCCUGGAUACCCUUACGGAUACCCAAACUAUGCCAAUUGCACAUGGGUGGUUGUGGCACAAGAACACAACCGGAUACAGCUAGUUUUCCAAGGGUUUGCUUUAGAAGAGGACUUUGACAUACUGUCUGUCUAUGAUGGGCAGCCAAGUCCUGGAAACCUACGAACCCGGUUAACAGGCUUCCGGCUUCCUCCUCCAAUAGUCAGCACUGGAGCAAGACUCACACUGUGGCUACUAUCGGACUAUGCUGUGAGUGGCCAGGGCUUCAAAGCAGUAUAUGAAGCUCUUCCUAGCUACACUUGUGGCAACCCCGGGCAGCUGCAGAAUGGCCUCCAGCAGGGCUCCACUUUUAACAUCGGUGAUAAGAUCCGCUACAGCUGCAGCCAGGGUUUUGUUCUGGAAGGCCACGCAGUGCUUUCGUGCCUAGCCACAUCCUCAGGCACGGCUGCUUGGGACUUCCCUCUGCCCUACUGCCGAGCAGACGAUGGCUGUGGGGGAACACUGCGAGGUCAGAGCGGUAUCAUCACAAGCCCAAACUACCCACAGGAGUAUAACAACAAUGCCGACUGCACAUGGACAGUACUGGCUGAGCCAGGUGACACAAUCGCUCUCGUUUUCACCGACUUCCAGCUAGAAGAAGACUACGAUGUCCUGGAAGUCAGUGGUACAGAUGGCUCUGCACAGUGGUUCACGGGUCCUAAUCUCCCCUCACCUAUUAUUAGCAGUAAGAACUGGCUACGUAUCCAUUUUACCACUGAUGGCAACCACAAGCUGAGGGGCUUCAGUGCUCAGUACCAAGUGAAGAAGAUGACAGAGCUGAAGUCCAGAGGAGUGAAGAUGCUUCCAAGUAAAGACAACCACAGCAAGAUUUCAGUGUUGUCCCAGAUGGGUGUGGCGCAAGGACACAACAUGUGCCUGGACCCUGGGAUCCCAGACAGGGGGAAAAGAAAAGGCUCAGACUUCAGACGUGGGGCCACAGUGCACUUCUCCUGUGAUGAAGGUUAUGAGCUGCAGGGCUCCAAGAGCAUCACCUGCAUGCGUGUGACUGACAACUACGUAGGCUGGAGUGACGACCGACCCAUCUGUAGAGCACCCAUGUGUGGAGGCCAGCUCCGAGGCCCAAGUGGUGUCAUCACAUCUCCCAACUUCCCAGUCCAAUAUGAUAACAAUGCCAACUGCACCUGGAUCAUUACUGCUUCAGACCCCUCCAAGGUAAUAAAGUUGACCUUUGAGGACUUUGACCUGGAGCGUGGGUAUGACACUCUAACUGUGGGCGAUGGAGCUGUAAUUGGGGACCAAAGGACUGUCUUUCAUGUGCUGUCAGGAACCAACACUCCAGACCUGGUGGUGAGCACCAGUCAUCAGAUGUGGCUUAAUUUCAAGACAGAUGAUACCAGUGGGUCCUUGGGAUUCAAAGUGUCUUAUGAGGAAAUCGACCAGGGAGGAUGUGGAGACCCUGGGAUUCCAGCCUAUGGCAAGCGAGAAGGAACAGGCUUCAGGCAUGGGGACAGACUGUAUUUUGAAUGCCUACCUGCCUUUGAGCUGGUCGGGAAAAAGAACAUCACCUGUCAAAAGAACAACCAGUGGUCAGCCAAGAAACCCAGCUGUGUGUUCUCAUGCUUCUUCAAUUUCACUACACCAUCUGGAGUUCUGCUUUCACCGAACUACCCUCAGGAGUAUGGGAACAACAUGCACUGCGUGUGGCUGAUCAUCGCUAAGCCUGAGAGCAGGAUCAACCUGGCCUUCAAUGACCUGAGCAUGGAAAAGCAGUUUGACUUCCUGUCCAUCAAAGACGGGGGAAAGGCUGAGUCACCCAUUUUGGGAAGCUUUUCUGGAGAUGUUCUUCCAUCGCCCAUCACCACAAGUGGACAUGUAGCACGGCUGGAGUUUCUCACUGAUCACACAUAUACUGAUCGUGGCUUCAACAUCACCUUUACCACAUUUCGCCACAAUGAGUGCCCCGAUCCUGGAGUGCCGGUCAAUGGGAAGCGCUUUGGUGAGAAUUUGCAGCUGGGUAGUUCUAUCUCUUUCCUGUGUGAGGAGGGUUUUGUGAAGACCCAUGGCUCCCAGACCAUAUCCUGUAUCCUCAAAGAUGGCAACGUGGUGUGGGACAAUGCUGUGCCACGCUGUGAAGCUCCAUGUGGUGGAGAUUUGAAAGCCCCCAGCGGCAUCAUUCUGUCCCCUGGCUGGCCUGAGCUAUAUAAAGAGGCUCUCAACUGCGAGUGGAUCAUCGAGGCUCCACCUGGAUACCCAAUCAAGAUCAUCUUUGACAAGUUUCGAACAGAGGUUAACUAUGAUGUAUUGGAGGUGCGGGAUGGGCGCUAUCCCUCUUCGCCCCUCAUUGGUAGUUACCAAGGUACCCAAGUGCCUCAGUUUCUCAUUAGCACCUCCAACUUCCUGUACCUGCUCUUUUCGACGGACAAGAGCCAUUCAGACAUUGGCUUCCGGAUCCGAUAUGAAACCUUGCAGCUGCAGUCUGACCACUGUGUUGAUCCUGGGAUUCCAGUCAAUGGUCAACGCCAUGGCAAUGAUUUCUAUGUGGGCGCACUUGUGACCUUUAGCUGUGAUGCAGGAUACACCCUCAGUGACCCCGAGCCGCUAGAAUGCGAGCCCAACUUCCAGUGGAAUCGUCCCCUUCCCAGCUGUGAUGCACUUUGUGGCGGGUUUAUUCAGGGAAACUCGGGCACUAUUCUGUCGCCUGGUUUUCCAGACUUCUACCCCCACAACCUCAAUUGUACCUGGAUGAUCGAGACCUCACAUGGCAAAGGUGUCCAGUUCACCUUCCACACCUUUCAUUUGGAGAGCCCUCAUGACUGUCUCCUGGUGACAGAGAAUGGUAGUUUUUCUCAGCCGCUUUGGAGGCUGACCGGCUCCAUCCUGCCUCCUCCUCUGAGUGCCGGUCUGUUCGGGAACUACACUUCUCAGAUCCGCUUCCUCUCUGAUUUUUCUGUGUCUUACGAGGGCUUCAACAUCACCUUCUCAGAGUAUGAUCUAGAGCCAUGUGAAGACCCUGGCGUGCCUCCCUUCAGUACUCGUAAGGGGCUGCAGUUUGGCGUAGGUGAUGCUCUCUUCUUCUCCUGCUUUCCUGGAUACCGGUUGGAGGGGCCGGCAAAGGUGGUGUGUUUAGGGGGGCGGCGGCGGGUCUGGAGUUCCCCUCUCCCAAGGUGUGUUGCUGAAUGCGGUUCCUCUGUGACUGGGAAACAAGGCGUCCUCCUGUCUCCAAACUACCCUGGCUACUAUGGCAACAAUCACGAGUGCAUCUACUCCAUCCAGACCCAGCCUGGCAAAGGCAUUCAGCUUCGGGCUCGAGACUUCCGCCUGGAGGAUGAUGACAUGCUAAUGGUGUAUGAUGGAAGCAGUAACCGUGCUCGUUUGCUCGGUGUCUUCAUGGGCACAGAGCUAAUGGAAGUGACGCUGAACAGCACAUCCAGCACUAUGUGGCUGGAGUUUAUCAGUAACAGUGAGAACACCAGCAAAGGUUUUGAGCUGCACUUCACCAGUUUUGAUCUGGUGAAAUGUGAGGAUCCAGGCAUGCCUCAGUUUGGCUAUAAGCUCGAGGACAAGGGUCACUUUGCAGGAAGCACAGUGUCGUACAGCUGUGAUCCUGGAUAUACCUUAAAGGGUAAUGAGGUGCUGACAUGUCUCAGAGGGGAGAGAAGAGCCUGGGACAGCCCUCUACCACAGUGUAUAGCUGAGUGUGGUGGGUCGAUCAAGGACGAGCCUGCAGGUCGCAUCCUGUCUCCAGGUUACCCAGCACCCUAUGAGCACAACCUGCACUGUGUGUGGACCAUUGAGGCUCCACCUGGAAGCACCAUUGGGCUGCACUUUCUGGUUUUCCACACGGAGGAGGUGCAUGAUGUGUUGCGGAUCUGGGAUGGGCCUCAGGAUGGUGGUGUACUUCUCAAAGAGUUGAGCGGCUCCACACUGCCUCUGGACCUCCAUAGCACCUUCAACUCUAUCAGCCUGCAGUUCACUACUGACUUUUUCACCAGCAAGCAAGGCUUUGCUCUGCAGUUCUCAGUGUCCACAGCUACAUCCUGUAACGACCCUGGGUUUCCUACUAAUGGCACACGCAGUGGGGACAGUAAAGUGCCAGGGGACUAUGUGCUGUUCCAGUGUGAUCCUGGUUAUGUUCUACAGGGAGCCAAUAAGAUCACCUGCACUGAGAUCAACAACCGUUUCUUCUGGCAACCUGAACCACCCACCUGCUCAGCUCCAUGUGGAGGGAACCUGACUGGCCCAAGUGGGCUGAUUUUAUCCCCCGAAUACCCCGAGCCCUACCCUCAUGGCAGAGAGUGUGACUGGACAGUCACUGUCACCCAAGACUACAUCAUCUCCCUCACUUUCAACCACUUUAGCCUAGAGCCCAGCUAUGACUUCCUGCACAUCUACGAUGGACCUGACUCUCUAAGCCCACUGUUGGGAAGCUUCUAUGGCACUGAUGUCCCAGACCACAUAGAGAGUAGCUCGAAUAGGCUUUUCCUGGCCUUCCGAAGUGAUGCCUCACUUAGCAGCAAUGGCUUUGUCCUGCAGUACACAGAGAACCCCAGAGAGUCGUGCUUCGAACCAGGUCUUGUCCGGAAUGGCACUCGAAUUGGUACAGAGUUGAAGCUUGGUUCCACGGUCACUUACUACUGUGAUAGCGGCUAUACGCUGGAGGGAGAAGCCAUCCUCACCUGUGUGAUGGGGGCAGACAGCAAACCCACCUGGAACAAACCAAAACCUGUUUGCAUAGCUCUGUGUGGUGGCCAGUACUCUGGGCUGGAGGGAGUCGUGCUCUCCCCUGGCUAUCCUGGAAACUACAGCGGUGGGAGAACGUGUCUCUACUCAGUGGCUGUGCCCAACGAUUAUGUGGUCUUCAGCCAGUUUGCCUUCUUCCAGACGGCACUGAAUGAUGUGGUCGAAGUUUACGACGGUCCAACGCAACAUGCCCGCGUCUUGAGCUCACUCUCAGGGUCUCACUCAGGUGAGUCCCUGCCACUGGCCACCUCCAAUCAGAUCCUCAUCCGCUUCACCUCUAAAGGACACUCUUCAUCCAGAGGCUUUCACCUCGUCUACCAAGCCGUCCCAAGAACCAGUGCGACUCAGUGCAGCUCGGUUCCAGAGCCCAGGCACGGGAGACGCACAGGAAACAACUUUGCUGUAGGAGCUGUGGUGCGAUUUGAAUGUAAUGCAGGCUAUGUGCUGGAAGGCCCCAGUGCCAUCGAGUGCCUGACAGUGCCUAAUGCCCUGGCACAGUGGAACAACACCAUCCCCAGCUGUAUAGUUCCCUGCGGAGGAAAUCUGACCCAGCGCACAGGCACCAUUCUGUCUCCUGGUUACCCUGAGCCCUAUUUAAACAGCCUGAGCUGUGUGUGGAAAAUCACUGUGCCGGAGGGAUCGGGGAUACAGAUCCAGGUGAUCAGCUUUGUGACUGAGCAGAACUGGGACUCACUGGAGGUGUUUGACGGGGGUGACAACACUGACGCCAUGCUGGGGAGCUUCUCAGGAACCUCAGUGCCAGCACUUUUGAACAGCACAUCCAACCAGCUGUACCUGCACUUCUUCUCAGACAUCAGUGUGUCAGCGGCUGGCUUCAGGCUGGAGUACAAGACGGUCUCCCUCACAAGCUGUCCUGAACCGGUUAUACCUAUGAAUGGUUUCAAAGUGGGAGAGCGUUUACAGAUGAACAAUGUCGUGUCCUUCCUGUGUGAUCCUGGAUAUACUUUACAGGGAGUGUCACAUAUCACCUGCAUGCCAGGAACUGUGCGGCGCUGGAAUUAUCCUCCACCACUCUGCAUUGCACAGUGUGGGGGGAUCAGAGAAGAGAUGGAAGGAACCAUCCUGAGUCCUGGUUUCCCUGGAAACUACCCUAGCAACAGUGACUGCACUUGGAGGAUCUACCUACCAGUUGGCUAUGGAGCCCACAUACAGUUUCUUAAUUUCUCAACCGAGGCGAACCAUGACUUUCUGGAGAUCAGGAACGGCCCUUUUGACACUAGUACUGUGAUUGGCCGAUUCAGUGGGCAGGAUAUCCCGGCAUCUCUUCUUACUACGUCCCAUGAAACUACAGUGUAUUUCCACAGUGAUCAUUCCCAGAACAAACCAGGAUUCAGAUUUGAUUAUCAGGCAUAUGAGCUCCAAGAAUGUUCAGACCCAGAGCCUUUUCACCAUGGAGUGGUGGUGGGUGCUGGGUACAAUGUAGGCCAGUCCAUCUCCUUCGAGUGUUACCCUGGAUAUCAACUAAUGGGUCAGUCCAUUCUCACCUGCCAACAUGGUACAACCCGCACCUGGGAUCAUCCCUUUCCUCGGUGUGAAGUGCCAUGUGGAGGGAAUAUUGCAUCAGACAACGGAACCAUCUUUUCUCCUGGUUAUCCGGAGGAGUACCCAAGCUCUGCGGACUGCACAUGGCUAAUCACGGUGGCCCCGGGCUUGGGCGUGCGCCUUAAUUUUACCCUGCUGCAGGUUCAUGGGCCCCAUGACUUCAUCACUGUGUGGGAUGGACCACAGGAAAAUGCACGAAAGCUUGGUGUAUUUACAGACAGUGAGCCUAAUGACCCGCCCAGCAGCACAUCCAAUCAGAUCCUUAUACGGUUCCGCAGCAACUCAGAAAAAGGCGGACUUUUCAAGAUCAACUACCAAGCCUACAGACUCCAGUUUUGCUUACCCCCUCCCAUCAUCCCCAAUGCAGAAAUCCUGAUGGCCAGCAAAGAGUUCAAAAUAGGUGAUAUAGUGCGCUACAGAUGUUUACCUGGGUACCACCUCAAUGGGAACAGCAUUUUAACCUGCCGUCUGGGCACACACCUGGAGUUUGAAGGACCUCCACCUUCGUGUGAUGUGAUGUGUCCAAUGAAUGAGGUGCUGACAGCCUCUACAGGAGUGAUUCUGAGUCAAUCCCCAGGCAGUGGCUUCCCCCACUUUGAGUCCUGCUCCUGGAUAGUGAAGGUGGAGCCAGGCUACAACAUCACCUUCACUAUUGAACACUUCCAAACCAGCAGACAGUUUGAUGAGCUUGAAAUCUUUGACGGUCCAUCCAGACAGAGUCCUCUUCUCAUCACUCUAAGCGGGAACUACUCAUCACCACUCGGCAUCACCAGCUCUUCCAAUAAAGUCUACCUGCACUGGUCUUUUGAUCACACCUCCAGCCACAAAGGCUUUCGAAUCCGCUACUCAGCGGCCUACUGCAGUACCCCUAACUCUCCAGUGAAUGGCUCAGUGCACAGCCAGACAGGCACAAAACUGGGCAGUACAUUGCGCUUCAGCUGUGACCAAGGCUUCCGCUUGGUUGGCCAGAGCAGUGCCACCUGCACCCGCACCCCACAAGGCAUCUACCAGUGGAAUGCUCCUGUACCCCUCUGCCAAGUGGUAUCAUGUGGAAUGCCCAUGGCUCCAGUGAAUGGCAGUGUGGUUGGUCAGGAUUUUACUCUUGGUUUAAGGGUCACAUUCAGAUGUAACCCAGGUUUCCGACUAGCCAACACCUUACCUGUAUCAACUGUUUGUCAAGAGUCAGGGAGGUGGAGUCCUAUGGAAACACCACCCCGCUGCAUACCUGUCACCUGCCCUGACAUCGGCCACUCAGCAGUAGAGCAUGGGAGAUGGAGGCUUAUAUAUGGCAUGCAGAAUCAGUAUGAGGCAUUGAUGAUGCUCACCUGUGACCCUGGGUACUUCUACAAGGGUCAAAGGGUCAUUCGUUGCCAGGCCAACAGCACCUGGGAUUACCCUGAACCCAGACCUGCAUGUGAAAUUAUCUCUUGUGGAGACCUUGGAACUCCACCCAAUGGAAAUAAGAUUGGUACUCUGACUGUAUUUGGAGCAACAGCCAUUUUCUCCUGUAACACAGGCUACACUCUAGUGGGCUCCAGGGUGAGAGAAUGCAUGGCCAAUGGCUUGUGGAGUGGAUCCGAGGUCCAAUGUCUUGCUGGGCACUGUGGCUCUCCUGACCCCAUAGUUAAUGGGCAGAUAAUUGGUGAGAACUAUAAUUACAGGGGCAGCGUGGUUUACCAGUGUAACCCUGGGUUCAGACUCAUUGGCGUUUCAGUUCGGAUAUGUGAGCAAGAUCACCGCUGGUCUGGAAAACCACCUGUUUGUGUCCCUAUCACAUGUGGACAUCCAGGAAAUCCUGCCAAUGGUGUGACCCAGGGAACACACUUCAACCUUAAUGACAUAGUUCGCUUUGCCUGCAGUACUGGCUAUGUCUUACAGGGGGCCGUUAAUUCUCAUUGCCAAUCCAAUGGGCAGUGGAGCAACUCCCUGCCCAGAUGUAGAAUUGUGAACUGCACAGAGCCUGGGCAUGUGGAGAACAGUGUGAGACAGGUCCUGCCCAGCGGGCCUCAUCGCUACAGCUUCCAGACUACAGCCUCUUACACAUGCAAUCCAGGAUACUACCUGCUGGGCACCAGCACUCUGACAUGCCAGGGCGAUGGCACCUGGGAUCGAUCACUACCCAAGUGUCUCUUGGUGCUGUGUGAUCAUCCCAGCAUGCCUCCUUAUGCACAGAUCUCAGGGGAAAGGAGAACGGUGGGCUCAGUGAUCCGCUACAGCUGCAUGGGCCAGCGUGCCAUUGUAGGCAACACCACCCGUGUGUGCCAGCUGAAUGGCCAGUGGAGUGGCUCUCCGCCACACUGUACUGGUGAUUCUGGAGGCAGAUGUGGUGACCCUGGCGUGCCAGUGCAUGGUAUUCGUCUGGGAGAGCAGUUCUCUGUGGAAAGUGUGGUGCGCUUCAGCUGUGAGCCAGGUUAUGUGCUUCGUGGUUCUUUAGAGCGGACCUGCCUGGCCAAUGGCACCUGGCUGGGCACGCAGCCUGAGUGCCAGGUUGUGUCUUGUGGUAAUCCCGGCACUCCUCGGAACGCUUUGAUCCAGUUCCAUGAUGGGCUGAUCUUCUCCCGCUCCAUUACAUAUGCAUGCAGAGAGGGUUACUAUUCCACUGGCCUGCUCACACGCCACUGCACCGUCAACGGAACAUGGACUGGAGACAUGCCUGAGUGUACAGUUAUUAACUGCGGAGACCCAGGGGUGCCUGCAAAUGGUCUGCGACUAGGCAAUGACUUCACAUAUGGUAGCACUGUUAGCUUCCAGUGUUCCCCAGGCUUCACCAUGGAUGCUGACCGUGCCUCCACACUCGUAUGCACAAAGGAUCGCACUUGGAAUGGCACCAAGCCUGUGUGUAGAGCAAUUGUUUGUGGAGCUCCACCCAGUAUUCCUAAUGGCCAAGUGGUAGGAACUGACUUCCAGUGGGGCUCCAGCAUCAGUUACACCUGCAACCAAGGCUAUCAACUCUCUCUGCCCACUGUACUCACCUGCCAGGGCUCUGGCAACUGGAGUGGUGAAAGGCCACAGUGUUUCCCUGUUUUCUGUGGGGAUCCAGGAAUCCCAGCUCAGGGCCGGCGUGAGGACCGAGGAUUCACUUACCUUUCCUCUGUGUUCUUCUCCUGCUUUCCACCUCUGGUACUGGUUGGCUCCACACGGAGAUACUGCCAGUAUGAUGGUACCUGGAGUGGGACCCAGCCGUCUUGUAUAGAUCCGAGUCACACCAGCUGUGUGGAUCCUGGAACACCCCUGUUUGGAUCUCAGAACAACACUCAAGGAUACCAGAUUGGGAGUACAGUUUUCUAUAGCUGCAGAAAGGGUUACCUGCUCCUUGGCUCCAUCUCUCGUACCUGCCUGCCCAACCUCACUUGGAGUGGCAUGUCACCAGAGUGUAUUGCUCAUCACUGUAGUCAGCCUGAACUUCCAGCACAGGCAGAUGCUAGAGCCAUAGAACUGCCGUCUCUGGGUUACACUCUCAUCUACACCUGUCAGCCUGGCUUUUAUUUAGCUGGAGGCUCUGAACACCGCACAUGCAGACCUGAUGGCAGCUGGACUGGCAAGCCACCACUAUGUGCAGCUGAUAACAGACCAAGUGGGAAAACAGUUGGAACAGUGCAAGAGCCACCCAACACAAAACUUCAGGUGCCUAGUGGAGUGUUUGCUCGGAACUCACUGUGGAGGGGCUCAUAUGAGUACCUUGGGAAGAAGCAGCCAGCAAUGCUUAGCAUUACUGCUUUCGAACCGUUCAGUAACCGGGUCAAUGGCACCCUAAUGGACCAUAGUGGAGUGCAGCUCAAUCUGGCUGGAACCUAUAAGAGAGAAGAGGCCCAUUUGUUGCUCCAGGUCUAUCAGAUCCGAGGGCCAGUGGAAAUCUUUGUCAACAAAUUCAAAAUCGACAACUGGGCCCUGGAUGGACAUGUGUCAUAUAUUCCUUCAUCUAACUCCUUUGUGUAUCAAGGAUUUGUUCGAGGAAAAGGAUUUGGCCAGUUUGGGCUUCAGAGGCUUGAGGGGCUGGACACAAAUGGGGAGAAUCCCAGCUACAAUUUUGCCUCUAAUAGCAGUUCAGUGGCAGCAGCCAUCUUAGUGCCUUUUAUAGCCAUGAUUAUAGCAGGAUUUGCUCUGUACCUCUACAAACACAGAAAAAGACCCAAAGUACCCUUCAAUGGCUAUGCCGGCCAUGAAAACACCAAUGGAAGAGCAACGUUUGAAAACCCCAUGUACGACCGUAAUAUCCAGCCCACAGACAUCAUGGCAAACGAGUCUGAAUUUACAGUCAGCACAGUCUGCACAGCUGUAUAGCCACUGCUUUCUCCACAGGUUGACAUCGAAUUUUCAUCCCUGCCCACUCAAGUGCCCCCACAAGCAGGAACAGGCUGUGUGGGCGAGCUGAAAAACAAGAAUGGAAGCCUAUUUUCAUUUACUGAAAAGAUUCUAACAAUUAUAGUCAAAAGAGAUCACACCCUGAUGAAGAAGCAGGAACAAUUCUGAACAAGAAAACACACUUGUUCCUUAGUGACAAACACAGCAGUGUCUGUUAUCGCAAACUCUCUCUCUGUUCUUAUAUGUCGGCUGUGUCUCUUUUGUUUUUCUGGGGAGAGAUUUCAUGAAACUUUGGCAUGGCAGAGAGGACGCUUGCGAUUCUGUCACUCACAGAAAAACAAGAGAAAGAGACAUGGCGAUUUGAUGGGGUUUCAGUAGCCAGAGGCUGACAUGCGCUGUUUCUUCUGGGUGAACUGGGAUUUGGGAAGAGUCUUGCUAUGGGCAGAACUAGUGAGAAGAACACCCUGGACAGUCAGAGCUUCAUUUUGCUUUUCUCCAUGGAAUGCAUUUUGGUUGUUGUUUUUUCUUCCGUGCACACAAUGAAGCUGCAAGAUUGCGGAUAAGUGCAGACUUUGUUCACAUUACUGGAUAGCUCUGGCUGACACUUUCAAUAUCGAUUCCUGUGAAAUUUUCACCUGAAGCCACAGAGCCUUGAAUUGAAUUGGAAUGAGAUUUUGAGGCUUAUUAGAAGACAGGGAUUCUAUCAUUAGCACCCUUCUCUACUUGUUCCAACCCAGAGGAAUGAGUGUUCUCUCUGCAGCAUUUCGCCAGCCUGGCUGAGAUUGGACACGCUGCAUAUGCCCCUAAGGAGAACACUGGGGAAGAAUGUUGGGGGUAAAAUAUGAAAGGAAAGCUGGCUUUAGGCAAUUCAUCUUUUUUUGUUGCACCGACAUCUACAGACAGAAAUUUAAUGGCACAUUGAAGACUUGGAUGGUAUCUACAUUCCUCAAUGUGGGGCAACAGCCUUAUUAUUCCCUCAUCUGUAAUUAGAGUGCAGUUCCAUUCACUAAUAUUUUGAAAACGAGCGUGCUCUGGAUGCUCAGGUCUAGGGAAUUUUGGACAGUGGGAUGAAGUCUGCUAGUGGGAACUGUGUCAACGGGAUGAAGUCUUUAGAGGGCUGUGACAUCUGUUAUUUAAAUAUCUUUACUUUCUUUUCGGAAAGGUUAUCUAAAGUGCAGAGUCUGUCGAUUCCUGUAUGUCUCAAUACAGGAAUACGCUGUAGCAAGUAUGCAUUGUCAAGGCAAACUUUGAUCGCAGUCAUGUAGGUUCUGCUCUUCUUUUGGUUUUAGUCAAUGGAGCAAGCAAGAAAUUGGGAUUCUUUUCCAGCGAAGUGUUCCCAGCAAAGUGUUACAUUCUCAUUAUAACAUACUGUAUUUAAAAAAAAAAAAAAAAAAAAAAAAAAUUGUCAUGACACAUAUUGUUUUUUCCUCCAUUUAAACAUCAGGAAAAAUUAUAUCAACAUAUUUAAAUAGUACAGGCAGAUUCCCAAAAGCUAAUUACUGGAUGAUAAUAGAACAUUUCUGAGUCCGUUUCAGUUUAAAUAAUUAUCAUAAACAAGGUACCUGGUUCGAUAAUGAGCUUGGGUUACUGUCUAUGUGGCACGGUCUCUGUGGUACGGACACAUGGUCAUGUGUCCUUGUGAUUUUCCUCCAGAUUCCUCCGACCUCCCAAAAACAUGCUUGUUAUUGAAUUGGCUCUGUGAAAUUACUCCAAAAUGUGAAUGUGUGUGCAUGGAACCCUGCAAUAUACUGACGUCUAUUCCAGAAUAUAUUCUUGCCUCAUGUCCAGUGUUCCCAGGAUAGGCUCCGGAUCCACUGUGACCUGACCAGUAUAAAGCACUUACUGAAGAUGAAUAAAUGAAAGAAUUUAGGCCAGUGACAGAAACAUGACACAGUUUUUAAUUGCAUUGUCUGGGCGAGUCAGUGAAAGAAGUAAUACAAUUAUAAAAAAAUCAAGUGAUUUUUUUUUUUUCUUAUCGGGUGGAUGGUUAGAACACUACAAUGUGUUGUGGGUAUGCUUAAAUAUUCAGUGGGGUUGGUGAGUCAUCAAGGUUGCACUUGAGACCUGAACAGAAAUCAGAUCAGUUUGACUCCAUUUUAUUGUCAUCCUUUCAUCAAGCUUUAGUUUUUUCAAAUACUUCUGACACAUUGAUACCUGCCUACAAAGAUAAAUAUUAGGGUAUACAAAGAUAUGAAUUUCUGACCAUCAUGUCUCUUUGCUUUAAUCAUAACUUUCUUUUUGUACAUUCUUUUUUUCUUCUUCUUCUACAUAAAGCCCUGAAUUUAUCUAUUGCUUACUUUAUUUGGCCCACAUUUUCAAUGAGUGUUUAAAACCCCUGCUAUUAUUUGCUAAAAAAAAAAAAAAAAAAAAAAA
This is a messenger RNA of Ictalurus punctatus (channel catfish), 13765 nucleotides long. It is a transcript of the gene csmd2, whose product is annotated as CUB and Sushi multiple domains 2. NCBI's taxonomy places the organism in Eukaryota, Metazoa, Chordata, Actinopteri, Siluriformes, Ictaluridae. Bases 563 to 11371 code for a protein of 3602 amino acids. The record is from RefSeq and is a predicted model, not a curated record. The transcript is spliced from 71 exons.